AUGAGCCAGAUAAGAAGCAUGAGGAAUGGCCGCCGGAAUUUGGACUCUAUAAUCAAGUAUGACAAAAAGGGGGCCAAGUUCAAUAUCGAAGAAGAGACUAACGCUUCUACUAUCGCUACGAGAAAGUACAUCUUCUUCGGUCGUGUCGAUGUCGAAUUGCAGGCGGCUCCUGGACAAGGUAUCGUGACGGCUAUAGUGUUGCAGUCCGACACUCUCGAUGAGAUUGACUGGGAGUGGCUUGGCGGUGAUGCCACACAAGUGCAGUCCAACUACUUCUCCAAGGGUGACACGACCACCUACGACCGCGGAGACUUCCACGAUGUUACCGAACCUCUGACGACAUUUCACACAUAUUCGAUCGAAUGGAACAAGAAUGUGGUUCAAUGGAUUAUCGACGGCAACGUUAUCCGCACCCCCAAAGCCGCUGACGCCAAAGGUUUUCCACAGUCGCCCAUGCAGAUUAAGCUAGGCACUUGGUGUGCCGGCGGUAGUCAGACCGAGCAAGGAACGGUUGAGUGGGCGGGAGGUCUGACUGACUUGUCUAAAGCUCCCUUUAAUGCUUACUAUAAGAGUGUCACCAUUGUCGACUAUGCUGGUGGUGAUGGCCCUGUCCCCAAGAGUGUCAAUGAAUACGUCUACGGUGACAACUGGGGCAGCGCGGACAGCAUCAAGGUUAAGUAUGGCUCCAGCUUCGACUCGGAAGAGAAGACAUCAGACAAGAACAAAUCUGAGCCCAUUGGUACCGAAAUAGAGACCGACGCAUCUAGGGAGAAAGACGAUCAGAGCAACUCUACGAUCUCCAAGCCCAAUGGUGGUCUCGUCAGUUUAAACUUUACUGCCACUCCAGUCGGGACCCCGGUUCCUGGCAACACUGGCCCUUCCGGACAAGGCUCCAAUGACAAUGUUCCUCAAUCGGUAGCUUCUCGAGGUACCAUUCGGGAAGGUUUCAUUGCCGGAACCCUGUUCCUCGUGGACUUUGCUGCAUGA
Fusarium redolens is the source of this 987-nucleotide messenger RNA. RefSeq names its product concanavalin A-like lectin/glucanase domain-containing protein. Gene Ontology annotation, molecular function: hydrolase activity, hydrolyzing O-glycosyl compounds; glycosyltransferase activity. Gene Ontology annotation, cellular component: fungal-type cell wall. Lineage: Eukaryota; Fungi; Ascomycota; Sordariomycetes; Hypocreales; Nectriaceae. Bases 1 to 987 code for a protein of 328 amino acids. The record is from RefSeq and is a predicted model, not a curated record. Gene Ontology annotation, biological process: fungal-type cell wall organization; carbohydrate metabolic process. The transcript is spliced from 3 exons.